This is a messenger RNA of Mesorhabditis belari, 462 nucleotides long. The record is from the annotation of a GenBank genome assembly. NCBI's taxonomy places the organism in Eukaryota, Metazoa, Nematoda, Chromadorea, Rhabditida, Rhabditidae.
AUGGAGAAGCAAAUUUCGGUUUUGUCAAUGAAAACCCAUCAAUGCAAAAAUUGCCAAGGAAGCUUUCCCAUCUCACAAAUCUUCAACUGUGUUCAAUGCAGUGUAAUGAUUUGCGGGAGUUGUGGUCUCCGAAAACAUCGCACUCACACGCUCAAUGAUCUUCUCGUUGAGGAACAGAUUAAAACAAUGAUGGAGGAAACGAGAAAUUUCUUCUCUUCUGAACACGAUUACUAUCAGAAUGAGUUCAAAAGUCAGUGUGAAACCGAGCUGCGACGAAUGUUUUCGGGAAUCAGUUCACUUCAAUUGGAAAUUGCGAACAAACUCUCCCAAAUGACAGAAAACGAUUUGGAAAGGGCAAAAUCAGAAGUGAAACGGCUGAAGGGUUUGUACGGCGAAAUGAGACUGUUCUACGGCAAAUACGAGGCCCAGAACAAAAUGCAUUGGGACUAUUUACAAGUAAUC